CGAGUACCGUCCGGGUCGAUUGUGAGAGGCCGCCUCAGCAUCUUGUUCAAUACUACUUUGAAUGUCGUGCGGAGGUGAGCAAGGCGCGACGCCCAGGCGCUGUACUAGGGACUGGACAUCAGGAUCAACUUUUCGUCCGACUACCCAUAAUGAACGAGUGGGGUGACAUAUUGCUUUAAGGCUUCCCCUAAUCCAUCUUAAGGGGCAUCUCGAAGCUGUCUUCUAAGGCGAAAAACAGAUCCGAGAUGAAUCCCAAGAUGGAUUCUUGGGGUGAGCUCUAAUUGCUGCAGUUCUCCAAAAAGAGCCAUCCCGCAUAUGGAACAAUGCUCUCAAUUUUGGAACCGAAUAGUGGUGAUGUGCUCGAAUUCGCCGUGUCCGAGGCUGUGGCGCACUACAUCUUGAACGCAGUACAAACGCUGUCUCCGGAAAUAGAAGUUGUAGUUACAGAUCGUGGUGUCACUGACGUCAGAGGGGGAAGCAGGAAUCAUGUUGCGAAAAGUAGAGGAAUAGAGGAUAUUAAGGAUUUCCUUCAGGCGUACACAAAGACAAACCCUUCGCACAGUCAUCCAGAAAUAGCCUGUUGUCACAUUUCUCGAUACACUUUCACUGGGAUGUUAUUUGGCGAAGACGAGGAAGGCGAAGGCCUGGCUAUUGAAGAUCAGACACCUUUGACCUCAUUCGGUGCGCAAAUCAUAUCUACAACGCCUUCAAGGACGAGAAGUCCAAGACAUCUAGCCCUUACUGAUGUCUCCAGCAUCUUGUUGCCCACUGAGAGCGACAUUAUAGCUGUGCACAGCGCAAUUGAGACGGUGAUGGACAUGGAAAAACAUUUAGAGGUGGCCAGUAGAGACCUGAUCAGCAAUGUGCGCGGCGAGGGAGAAGAUUCUAGUGUUGAGGGCGAUGGAGGACAGCAUCAUAAAAGAGCUGCUCCACGCGAUUGGGCUGCACUCCACAGAACACACUUCAUCGACAUGCUUCAAGAAAACACUGAGGUUAUGCUAUCCUCAACAUCAUCACGAGCUUCAUUCUCAUCAACCUCUACUAGUACAAGACAACUAGUACCUAAAAAUCUGCAGUUGUUGCAAAUUUCUACCGCUUUUGUCGAGGCAGCUCAAGCCGGCGCGCGUCGUUUAGUGACAAGCUGGCUCAAAGGCAGUACUGAUGAACACUUUGUCUCCCUUCAUCGCACACACGCUCUUGCACAAUUCUUCUGCCUUGGUGCAGUAUCUCCAGUAGAGCAGGAGGGGUCUGGAGCCGAAGUUGCCGAGCACGUUUUCGCGGACCGAGAAUUUCUUUACAUCUUGGUCAGGACCGAUUCGGAUUCCCUGCGAAAGCGUUACGGAUUUGAGGUGCGCAAUCAAGAAGCUCUAAAUCAUGCCAUUUUUACGUCUGCGAUGUCGCUCAUUUCGCAGGCAAUAGGUCCUGGCAUAGUGGAAGAUACAUCAAGUACUAGUAAAAGCACUGUUGAGGAGAAAGAAGACGAAGCCUUCUGUAGAGCUGCUUCGACUUCCCUCGAUGUCUUUCAGAAACGAAUCAGUGCAACUGCACAAACUAUUCUGCAAACUCACAUUUGCCUGGCUCCGACAUUGUGCUGCAACACGUUUGAUAAUAGGACUGGUGAACUGGUUCAUGUGCGACCGCUGCCGAGACAGUCACCAACUGAGUUGUCCUGGCCUCGACCGGUGACCACAAAUGCAGCAGCCGGCGAUCCGCUCUCCGCCCACGUGCGGGAAGUUGAACGUUUGAUUGGAUGCAAACCUGGGUCGCUAUUACCAGCGUCAGCUGAGAGGGGGCAGAGGCCAGCUUUGAUGAGUUCUACUUCAGGACAAGAACCUUCAUCUUCGUAUCCACGUCUGGUACAAUUUCAACAACAGUCAACAUCUUCUCAGUCAUUAAUAUUGUGCCAGUUUCACGAUAUGGCGGAUCUCUUCCCUCGCGACGCUUACGCACAUGAGCCGAGUCUAAAACGCUUGCGGCCAGAGCUGUGGCGCGUACACGGGACAGACGCAAGCAGUAUGGCACGCAGUACUUGCGUCACUCGCGCCGCUAAGUAUCUAGACACGGCUGUAGUGGCAGGGAAAUCGCUGUCGUCUUAUACAUUGACGAAGGUACUCCAUGAAAUGGGUGUAAACAUGUACCAUUUGGGACAAGUGUGCGCUCUCUGUCAAGAAAAAGCGGCGAAAGUAGUUGUCUCGACCGAAAUAGUAGCCAGAGUGUGCAAGAAGCUCCGGCGGGAUCGCGUCAAAGAGGCGCUGGAAGAGCGAGCUCGUGCCGAAACGCAGACUCAGCAAGUCCUUCAACAGUCGAAGUACCCUAAUACAAGAAGCACACCAAAAAAUAUUCCUCUAAAAAAGGAGUCACGGUCUGCCGUGGCCUCACUCGACGACGCCCUUUCCGCCUUUCUGACUGCGGUAUUGUUGCCGGCUGCUAGAAACAGUCCUGAUAAUGCGAUGGAUCGGCUCUGGGCUCACGAAAUUCAACCUAUCGCGUUUGGACAUUUUGGGCUUCAACCAAAGCUAGCCAGCCCCGAGAAGAUACCUCUGCGAGCGCUUGUGGCGGCUUUGCAGUACCACUUGGGGAUUCGAUUCUAUUAUGGAAAUAGGCUUCAGAUUGAUAUGACAAAUACGGCUGCCGCUCAUACUCAUUGCGCCGCCUGAUGACUACUUUAUCAAGCAGUCCGGCCGAAGAGAAAGGGGUCACAACGCUGGCCGCCCACUAACAGCUCGCAACACUCGCGGCCCCCCUCGUGCCUUUGAGCGGGUGCAAACUCUUCACGGCUGGGCCCGCGUCCUUUGGUCACGGGGUUUCUUUCUCUCUUGCUUUCUGUCUUCCCGAUGGCGUGCGGGCGUGUCAACGUGACAGCCUUCUUGGCACCGCUUUCAGCCUCAGGCCUGUCCGGGCUUGCUUGGCGGUCGCUCUCAGGGCGUGCCCCGCUCUCGCGUAUGAACUAGCUGGAGUAAAGGAGACGGAAUCGCGGGUAUUAUAAUAGGCAAGAGCCCCCGCGCGGCGCCUUCUGCUACUGCAGCACCAAAACCGCCCUCCUGCAGCCGCGGGCGGACGGCGCCGCUGUCUACGGUAAAAGCCGUCGCAUCUGUCCCAGAGCUUCGCCCGCAAGAGCAGGGCCCAAGCUGAUCUGAUGCGCCUGGAGCGGCUCUGGGGUUCGUUUCGCUUCGCCGACUGGCUUCCCGCGUGCGUCUGUGCGUGCGGGCUUGUGGAGAUCUGACACCGCGGCCCAUUUGGUUUCGAUGAUGCUCGGGGGGAAGGCGCUUGCAAAGCGGUUGGGAGCAUACUCACGGGGGCGCCGCACUCUGCGCCAUUUUGCUCCAAGACUUGGAGCCCAAGCGAAAGCAAGGGACUGGACUCGGAAGCCCCCUGGGCGGGUGCCUCAGUGGGCGCGCUCGCUUCUGCUUUUCUCACCAGCUAGGCAGGCAAGGCGGGGGCUUUCUCUUUGUGGUGUGUGGGCGCCGGGGUUUUCGGUCGUUGCAACCGAGACACCAGGGCGGCGGCGGGCAGCGUCGCGUGGUGUCUGCUUGGGUGUGUCUUGGGUGGCUGCAUUUCUGCGCUUCGUUGUCCCUCUGUCUGGGGGCUCACGCUUCGACCCAGCAGCAGCGUACUUAUCUGAGCACCAGGGGCCCUCGCUGCCCCGUCAUCCGUGGCACCGACCCGAGCGCCCAGCAGAUUGGUGAGACUUCGGAAGGCUUCGGCAUUGGUGGGGCUUCACUUCUUAUCUAUUGGCGUUGCCGCAAAGGCCAGCGCCUUGCGCAUUCGGCGUGGGCUGUCCCCCUCGCUUGUCUGUCUCCUUGUUUUCUCGUAGGAAGCUCUGGCUUUCGUCGUCUUUUUUUGAGGAUUAGCAAGCGCGCAGCAUUGGGCUUUUUGCCUCCGCCUGCACCCGCUGGCGACCAACUUUGCAAAGGAGUUGCGCACGCGCAUGCUGUGUUGCUCGCUGUCAUUACAAAGCUUAGCGGCAACUUGCUUGAAGUAUUAGAGAAUCAAGCAUGAAACGGAAGCACGCCAAAAAAAACCCAAGUCGACCGCUCGGAUCACAGGGUGGUGGGGCUGUUCGGGGAGCACUUCCGGUAUGGCGCUAGGUUCUUGUGAUACUAUGUAUAUGAUAUGCGCCAAACGGGUAGCCGCCACUUUUAGCGAAGAAUUUACCCCGCUUGCUUGUCUGCUCUUGCGAAUGACUUCGGCAAACUCAUGCCGAUUUCUCUCUCUUCUUUGGAACUUUAACUUCUGUUUCGACGCUACAGGUACAGCGCGGCAGCCUGC
Amoebophrya sp. A25 is the source of this 4269-nucleotide messenger RNA. Lineage: Eukaryota; Dinophyceae; Syndiniales; Amoebophryaceae. The record is from the annotation of a GenBank genome assembly.